AUAAAACCAGGGCCCAGGGCUGAGCACCUGCCCGCGCCCCUACUGUGCCAUCGGAAGGGCUUCGCACCGCCUGCUCCCCACCCUAGUUCACUCAAGUCCGAAGUCGACGCCCCCCGCCCCCACGAUGUCCAAAGCAGCUCCCGCCAAAAAGCCGGCGGCUACGGCCCCGCCUCCGGGAUGUACCCUGGAUAUCAACGACCCCCAGGUCCAGAAAGCGGCCAUUCGUAUCCAGGCCUCUUACCGGGGCCACAGGUCCCGGAAGGAGCUGCGGGAGACCGGGCCGCCGCGCGUGCUGGAGCCGCUGAAGGACGUGGUGCUGAUCGAGGGCAGCGCGGCCAAGCUGACUUGCCGCAUUUCGGCUUUCCCGGACCCGUUCAUCCGCUGGAGCAAGGAUGGCAAGGAGCUGCGCGACGGGCCCAAGUAUCGCUACAUCUUCGAGGACCCUGACGUAGUCGCGCUGGUGGUGCGCGACGGCGAGCUGGCGGACCUAGGCCAGUACAGCAUCAACGUAACCAAUCCCUUCGGCCAGUGCUCCGACUCGGCGCGCAUCCUCGUGGAAGUCCCGGCGAAAAUUCAAAAGGGACCGGAUAACACCAAGGCGCGCAAAGGCGCCACGGUGACGCUGACUGCGGAGAUCAUGGGCGAGCCCGCGCCCGACGUGGGCUGGACCAAGGACGGGAAGGACAUCGAGGAGGAUGACAGGGUUUACUUCGAGAUCGGCAGCACCAACACAACGCUGACCAUCCGCCGGGCCACACCUCAGGACAGCGGCAAGUACGAGGUGUUCGUGGAGAACAGCCUGGGCAUGGACCAGAGCUUCGCUCGCGUGGACGUGGCCUGAAAGGGACGCUCGGAACUUUCGCUCUGUUUCCAAGCCUUGGGGUGGGUGGGACGAACAACCCCCUUCUUUUUUGCUUAAUAAAGCUGCUCUCUCUGA
Messenger RNA from Eptesicus fuscus (big brown bat), 937 nucleotides. RefSeq names its product SPEG neighbor (gene SPEGNB). Gene Ontology annotation, molecular function: protein binding. The transcript has 5 exons. The coding region runs from base 125 to 841 and encodes 238 amino acids. NCBI's taxonomy places the organism in Eukaryota, Metazoa, Chordata, Mammalia, Chiroptera, Vespertilionidae. The record is from RefSeq and is a predicted model, not a curated record.